Aethina tumida (small hive beetle) is the source of this 1998-nucleotide messenger RNA. RefSeq names its product nucleoporin NDC1 (gene Ndc1). The transcript has a single exon. Gene Ontology annotation, molecular function: protein-macromolecule adaptor activity. Gene Ontology annotation, cellular component: nuclear pore transmembrane ring. Gene Ontology annotation, biological process: nuclear pore organization. The record is from RefSeq and is a predicted model, not a curated record. Lineage: Eukaryota; Metazoa; Arthropoda; Insecta; Coleoptera; Nitidulidae. Bases 160 to 1887 code for a protein of 575 amino acids.
UGGUUAGUCGGCGAACUGUCAGUUCAAAUUUUUGAUAGAUCGUUAGUGCUCAUAUAAAACUAAUAAUAACGGACGUUAUGUGAUAAGGACAAUAAGUAAAUUAUUUAAAAACGGUUUCGUAUUAAAGUAGUGUAAAACAGACAAUAAUAAAGUAAAACAAUGAACUCUAACCUCAUAGCACCGGGACAGUGUGUCUCAUUCACAUACAAAGACUUGUUACUAAAGAAACUAUAUUAUUCGGUACUGUGCAGUGUAUUCUCCCAGCUGGUGCUCCUGCUUCUUUAUCUGUUGGUAGUUAAUUUGGACAUAAUCCAUCCUGUAACGUGGCUAUGGUCAAGUGUGACCACAUUUCUGUCAUUGACCACAUGGUUGUAUGUGAUUCCAUUCAUCACCAUAAUUUUUUGUCAAAGUAUUAUAUGUGCCAGAGAUUAUGCAUUUAAAUCAAACUAUUGUUCAACGAGAUUUCAGAAAUUUAUUGCUGUGUUUUCUGUUCAUAAUUUGAUUCUGUUAAUCCUUCAUAUUCUAGUUGGGGGCCUUUUAGUAUGGAUGUUUUUAAGUUUGAGUGAUGGAGAUUAUAAAAGUUUCUCAACAAGUUGCCACAAAACCCACCAGUGCAUUGUUGAAGGUACAUUCUUUUUAAUAUUAAAUGGCCUGUUUAUUGGAUUGUACUUUUUCUUAAAAGUCUAUAUUGCUGAAAAGAGAUUGUUUUUCCCUGUAAUUCACCAAAGAAAAUGGUUGCAGUUCAAGGCUUCAGUCAUCCCCUUGUGCAAAGAAAGUCUAGUUGCAGCUACUUUGCCAACAGUUUAUUAUUUAGUAUUUUAUUUUAUUUGGGGCAAUCAACUUUUCAUUGGUUUGACAAAUUAUUUAAAUUUACUGCCACCUGAAAGUGGUGAAGGCUAUUUUCUUUAUAUUUAUGCUUGGCUAUUUGGAGCAUUAUAUUACUUUAGCAUGAAUCUUAUGAGGUUUUUCUUUAAUUUGUUCUUGACUGAACCAGUUGAGUUGCCAAUCAUAAAACAAACUGAUGACUCCCUCACCCUUCAAAGCAGCAUCAACAAUAGUAAUUUCCCUAUCAUUCAAAGUUUGGCAUGUCUAGAUCUGAAACUUUUGGCCCAAUGGUCACCUUUAAGAAGACAAAUUUUCUUUAUGCUAUCACAGCCUGGGGGACAUCCACACAAUUGGAACAUCUUGAUUGAAAAUGUUCUAAAAUUGUUUACAGAGUACACAGAAUUAUUAAAUAAAUCCACAGACACAAUUCGCUCUGAUAAACAGCCACCACCACCACCAUCUCAGGAUCCAAUGUCAUGUCUAAGUCCUACUCAAUAUGACAAGUUUAGAAAUAUGAGAAACAUGUCUAUGGGAUAUGGAAGUGAAGUGACGGAUGUUGUAGAUGUUGUUAAUGAUACUUUGCCUGGACAGGAAGCAGUGACAUCAAUUUUUUCUAAACUAAAAGACAAAAUAAUAAACUUUUAUAACACCCUCAAAGUUGUGCUAGGAAUUAACUUUAUUUUUGGAGAAUUGCCGCAAGCAAACAUUCAGAAAUGUCUAGCCAAUGGACAUUUAAUCAUACAAACAAGUGAAGGGAUUUCUGAUUUAGUUUGUGCCUCAUUGGUGGAAGAUAGAUAUGGAAUUGUACAGAAGGAUUUGCCAGUACUCAUCACUAGCAUGGUUGAACUGAAACAGGGUUUGGAAAAACUCAAUAAAAUACCUGCUUUAACCAGAAAAAUGGUUGGUUAUGAUGACUUCAAUUAUAAAAUGAAAGGUGCAGUAACUGCUGCAGUCAAGAGGAGUUUAUUUAAUAUAUGUAGAAACUUUGAGAAAUAUCUCUGUGAAUUUCCUUUAAGUAAAGAUGUCUUAAUGCAAUUACAACCAUUUAUUGUUAAAAAUUAGUAUUUAUAAAUUGUAUAUGACGGUGGUUGAAUAUUUGUUUUUUGUAUCAGACUGAUGACUUGAAUAAAAGUAUAUUUUGUAUAUUAAAAGUAAAAUAAAUUGUUAAAUCUG